CAUCCGAGUCCAACAGUAUGUCAUCUCAACCUCCUGGGUGUGAACAUUACAAGAGGAAAUGCGCUCUUUUGGCUGUGUGUUGUAAUCGUAUGUUUGCGUGUCGUUUGUGUCAUGAUGCGCACUCAGAUCAUCAAAUGAACAGACACGACGUACAACAACUGCAGUGCUUACUUUGUGGGACAAGGCAGAAAGUGCGUGAGAAUUGCUGCCGCUGUGGGACAAAGUUUGGCUUGUAUUGUUGUCUAGUAUGUCGUCUCUUUGAUGAUACAGACAAGCAGCAGUUUCAUUGCAGUGGUUGUGGAAUAUGCAGAGUUGGCGGGAGAAACAAUUUCUUUCAUUGUUAUUCUUGUGGAUUAUGCUUGGCCAAGGGUCUCAAAGGCAAGCACAAGUGUGUUCAAGAAGCAUCACGAGCGAACUGUCCUAUAUGUAUGGAGGAUUUGCAUUCCUCUGUAGUGUUUUGCUCUGUUCCCCACUGUGGUCAUUUGGUUCACAGUUCUUGCUAUAAGAAUAUGAUGAAGAAGGGUAUAUACUCUUGUCCAACAUGUGGGGAGUCUCUUGAUGACAUGAGUACAUUAUGGAAGAUGUUAGAUGCUGAGGUAGCUGCUACACCAAUGCCAAAAGACUACAGAGACAUGAAUGUCCAGGUAUUGUGUAAAGAUUGUCACAAGGAGUCUUCAGUCAACUUUCAUGUUGUAGGAUUGAAGUGCCAAUGCUGUGGAUCUUACAACACAUGCAGGACAGCCACUCAGCAAUCUUAAUAGUCCAUUACAUGUGUUUGCUAUGUGUUAGAAACUCUGCUAUUAAUUGUGCUUGUAUUACUAAAGAAAGGCAGUUUACUGUAAGCGACGUUUAUCUUUUACAAUGUUGCCAGUCAAAUUUAACACAAAGGGGGGGGGGGAAUUGUGGCUCCAAGUGGCAAUAUUAUUUGUAAGAUAAUUGAUGUCAAAUAUGGUAAAUUUUAAUUAAGAUGUCUAAAUUUGUACUAGAAAAACUGCUGUAGGAUUUUCCAAUACAUAAUGGCCAAAUAUAUAUAUACAGUACAACUAGAUAUGACAGUUAGUGUAGUCAGCUUCUCAAAAAUGUUGCUGUUGGUCUCAUAUCAGAAGCAAUUCAGUUAUUGACGUAAGGGCAUUAACAUUUUUAUUCAGAUGAUGUCUUGAUGUGUUUUUGCAAAAUGUGGAGCAGGACAGUAAAGUAUAAUCAGUGCCAGGUUAUUGUACGCACUGAUUACUAAUCACUUAUGUGUAGUUCCCGGAUGUCACCUUGCAGACAUGGAGUUGAUAUCAGCCAGACGUUUUCUUCAGAACCAGACGGCUCAUUCGUUUUUAUCCGUCAGAUGUCAACUGACAGGUUUGUUAUUAUGUAUCUAGUGGCGCUAAUCUAAAAGUUCUAUGAGCUUUCUCGCCACUAGGGUCGGUUCCUAGACCUCGAAAGGGGCCCUUUAAUUAAUAGCGUUUUUUGUAAACCGAAACGUCCAUUCGAAUUUGGGGUUUUUGAACACGGUCUGCAUGUAUGGUUUCGUGAACACGGUCUGCAUGUAUGGUUUCGUGACGAUUGGCCCAGCAGUUUUGACGACGCACGCUUCUUCCUCCAUCGGUCCCAUCCUGCAUGCCAGUUUCACAUAUGACAGUACUUUUGAAAGAGUUUAUGUAUCUAGAGUUUGUAUCUUUUAUGGCAGCCUUGAUUUGUUAGCACUGUCACGACGGAGAGAGGGCUGGGCUCUAAACCGACAAUGGUUCCGAAGGUGCAAAAAUGUGAGUCUGCAUGUAAUGCGUCAGUAAGUGACUGAGUACACGUACUGUACCAAACGUUGGCCAAGCAUAACGCACGUUACAUGGGCGCGCUUUAAUAUUGAAAUCUGAAGUGGGUUGGUUAAUUUUGUUUUGAUUCGUAAUAAAUUGACUCUUUCUUGAAGUUGGUUUUGUACUGACUUGCAUGUAGAUUGAUUUAGUUAAGCACGAAUGAAGGUGUUGUCACAUGAGAACAAAUUAAUUUAAGGCUUUCGUCAGCAUAGCUUACGAGAAUGGGGCUGAUCACCAAAUGAUCUCCACACCGUGUUCCGUAGUAGUAUCGCUAGUUCCGUAGAUCUAUUUUUCACUCUUUAUAUUUAAAUGCUUGUAUCACUGCGUUAGAAUUAAUUAAUUGAGCAAGCGAAGACCUACACGCGCGAACACACAACUCUCCUUUUAUAUAAAGUUGUGUAAUUAAUUAAUUUUGUACUGUUUGUGUUGUGUAAUUAUUAACUAUUAUAUAAAUACCGUUUUCAUGUGGAAACCGAGGUCAUUGCGUAUUUACAGUAGUACGUGCCCUUUAGCUUAAUUAAGAUUUGAAUAUGGACUAUUACUUUAUAUACAUUGAGGCAAACGAAAAAUAUUGCUAAUUUUGCAUAGU
This is a messenger RNA of Corticium candelabrum, 2391 nucleotides long. Its product is annotated as RING finger and CHY zinc finger domain-containing protein 1-like. Gene Ontology annotation, molecular function: zinc ion binding. The transcript is spliced from 10 exons. Lineage: Eukaryota; Metazoa; Porifera; Homoscleromorpha; Homosclerophorida; Plakinidae. The coding region runs from base 18 to 758 and encodes 246 amino acids. The record is from RefSeq and is a predicted model, not a curated record.